This is a messenger RNA of Saxophila tyrrhenica, 1437 nucleotides long. RefSeq lists its product as uncharacterized. The transcript has 2 exons. Gene Ontology annotation, biological process: cellular response to pH. The record is from RefSeq and is a predicted model, not a curated record. The coding region runs from base 1 to 1437 and encodes 478 amino acids. Gene Ontology annotation, cellular component: plasma membrane. NCBI's taxonomy places the organism in Eukaryota, Fungi, Ascomycota, Dothideomycetes, Mycosphaerellales, Extremaceae.
AUGCCGUUCCCUUUUGCGUUACCCACAACAAGCUCCGUUCUACUGUCAGACUGCUUCUCGUCAGUUACACACCCUUCUCUACCACUACAAGCAACAACCAAACGUUCAGUGCUGAAGGAUACCCUGAAGAAGCACAAGCGUUUGCCGGCUCAAUCGCGCUCCAGCCAUCUCUCGAUCGUGCAAGAUGCCUUAACGAACUACAUCCCGUAUCUGCUGGCAUUGAACACAGCGAGCAGCUUCCGUGACGUGGGAACUGAAAGGGUCGAUGUCGAUGUUGUCAAGCCGCUGGAGGUCGAAUGGCGAACUCCACUCACAGCAGCUCUGCCUGGUCGUGAAGCACCUAGGCCUAAGUUGACGGGAAUACACAAUGAGAUUGCGUUUACAUUCUCAACACUGGCUCAUGUACAUGUGUUACUGGCACGGUCGCAAUUGGGUUUCUUGCACGGCUCGCCCUCUCUGUCGCAAGACCAGCGAACGACAGCUCUCGCCACAGCCAUGAAGCACUUGCUGGAAGCCCACAGCAUUCUCAAAUACUUGCUUUCAGUACCGUCUGUAUCUGCAUCAAAGGAAUCUCCCAUCGACGUCCAACCUUCGACCAUAUCUGCUUUGGCUUCCCUGGCCCUCGCAGAAGCCACUCUGACCGUCGUUUCCAAAGACGAUCCGUAUGCGGCAGCUGUGGCAGAUGAUCGAGACGAGACCAAUCGGGACUGGAUGUUCAAAGCUCCAACGAUACCGAAAGUUCGUGCCCACCUGUUCGCUCGCAUAUGCUUAGCCGCCGCAGAGCAUGCGAGUCAGGCCUGCGGGCUCCUGACUGGAAAUACUGCGGGCAAGGUCGAUGAAGAUCUGUCCAAGUAUGCCAACGACCUCCGCCGGACAGCCAGAGCCAAGUCUAUACGCUUUCUGGCCAUCGACACCGAGCUUUCCGGCAAUACUGGCGAAGGAUUGGCAUGGCUCAGGGGUGCAAAGAAAGAACUCGGUCUGGCUGUCGAGCUCGAAGACGGCAAGCGCAAAGGUUUUAGAGGUCUAAAGCAAAGCUGGCAAGAAAAGCGCGAAGACCGCCGCAUCGAGAAGGGCGGGGAAUGGGGUAUGGAUGCCGGCAGGCUCGAAGAAGCGCGCGUUGUGGAAAUGCUCGAAGCCAAAUGGGAUCGGGAGAAUAGCGCAGUCAAUGUCCAGACUGUACCACCAUUCGAGCCGUUACUUGCGAGACUGCCAACCGGUCGAGAGUACCACACUCCACAGGCUUACGAGCCCCCCACGCUCGACGCGUACAUACUGACGCAAUUACGUGCACCUCCGGAUCCAGAGGACCUUGCGUUCCGAGGCGAUGAGGAGGAUAGCGGAGGCGAGGAGCGCUUCCGCAGAGGCGACCCACCUGGAGCAUUCCCUGGAGCAGGCCUCGAUUACGAACGGAGCGCGACCAGCAGUAGCUAUUACUGA